Molecule: messenger RNA, 1070 nt
Organism: Girardinichthys multiradiatus
Lineage: Eukaryota; Metazoa; Chordata; Actinopteri; Cyprinodontiformes; Goodeidae
Gene: cav4b
Product: caveolin 4b
Exons: 4
Coding region: 203-787 (194 amino acids)
Biological process (GO): caveola assembly
Cellular component (GO): caveola
Molecular function (GO): molecular adaptor activity
Source: RefSeq, a predicted model, not a curated record
UAGCACUUCUGUCACUAUAUGAAGGAGUCGAGCACUGUUGAUGUCUAUGUGCUUGGUGUAUAUGUGCUAUAAUCUCUGGGGGUCUUGGUAACGAAUCUGAUGAUCUUACUGACAUUUCUGAUUUCCUUGUUGCAGUCUGUCCCAUCCAUCUGAAAAAUUCUUAUCUUUACCGAUACAGGAUUAAGAAAGUUCUGUAAGAGAGAUGAUGAUGGUAAGCGAUGACUGUCUGGUGGAGUGUAAGAUUGACGAUAGUGAUGAGGAACAGAUGAACACUCCUCCUCCUCCUCCUCCAGAAUUUGCAUCGAAAGCUUUACCUCCAGCUCCCAAAACUCCAACCCCUCCUGCAAAUUCCCCGAGUCCUGCUCCAACCCGUCCUGUCAACAGAGACCCAUAUGGCAUUAACCAACACCUUAAGGUGGAGGUCAGUGAUGUACUGGCUGAACCCACCACACCUCAUAGCAUAGAUGGAGUGUGGACUUACAGUCUGGUUGGCUUUGAGAGGACUCGUAUCUGGACAUAUCGCUGCCUGUCCUUGCUGUUUGCUGUGCCUCUUGCUUUCCUGUGUGGUGUCUUUCUGGCUAUCCUCGCCUGCCUACACGUUUGGUUCCUGGUUCCCUGUAUACAGCUGAGCAACACCUUCCUGCCCUGCUUGCGCUCCUUAUUCAUGUGUGCUGUGAACGCCUUCAUCUCUCCCUUCUGUAUGUCUCUCGCUCUCUGCUGCACCCAAAUCUCCAUCUCACUGUCGAACAAAGACUUGGAUCGAAAGAGAGACAAAGACACUGUGUAAAUGUAAAAAACACUAAGGAAUCUAAAGUGAGAAUGUGUGUGAAUGGGAAGUAGAUUGCUUUAGUUUAAAUGUGCUUCCUUUUGUUUUUUAUCCUAUUAUUUUAUUUACAGUAUUUUUAAUAAGCUUUUUUUGUAAAUCAGAUUUUUUUUCUUUUUUCACUUUCUUCUCUGAAAUUCCAAACUUGUGGAGAAAUCUGUUUUUAAUGUAUUGUCCCAUUUUUUUCACAGUCCUCUAAUUGCUUAUUUGCUCGUUUUGUAAUUAAUAAAUGUAUGACUGAACCUUA